UAUUUUCGUUUUUGCGUUUUAUAAAAAGCUUCGUACGAAUCGAAUAUAAAAAGCGUAAGAAGAAGAACACUUAACUAACACAACUGAAAUAGCUGAAAUAGUCUAGUCUACUUUAAGCUCCCAGUCGGGAAGCAUGAAUUUUCCGAGUUUUUACGGUAACAUUACGUAUUAUAAAGAAAGCUCACAACAUAAACAAUGCAAAUAAAUUGAAUAUCAAAGGAAAUGAAAAAAUGUUAUUUUAAAUACUUAAUACAACUGAAAUCAUGAACAUAACUAUGUCAAGAUUACAUUAAAUUUGUUUAAUAAAAAAAUAUUACAACUUUUGGAUUAUUUUCGCACUUCCAAACAAUAAAUCAACAUCCAUAGAAUUGUAAAAAAAAACAGAAAGUUAAGCAACAAACGGCCUGCUUAACAAAAGCACGUGAAGCAAUGGAGCUAAGGAAUCUGGAAGAAUCUCAACAUCUAUGCCCACAAUUAACUAAAGGCGAAGUGAUAAUUAGUAAUGGUGGCGAUCGAGCGCCGCCAAAAAUCAGGGAUUGUUCAAAGAAACCACAAUGGGGUAAAUUACUAACCCUUGUUGGUUAUGCUUCUACAAUUGGCUCAGCCGUACCGGUGGGUUAUUGCAUUGGUGUUAUUAACAGUCCGGCAACAUUAAUCAAAUCAUGGUGCAACGAUGUUAUUAAUCAACGUUACAACGUUCAGUUAAGUGCUUCGAAUUUAGAAAUCCUAUGGGCAUCAAUCGUUUCAGUAUUUCUGAUAGGUGGAGCGAUUGGGUCAUUGGGUGGUGCUUGGGUGGCCAACAAAUUUGGAAGGAAAGGAUGCUUUCUCAUUAGUGGUUUAUUGUUUAUGAUCGGUGGUAUUAUGUUUUCCUUUUGCCGUAUGGCUAAUUCGGUGGAAAUGUUAAUAUUGGGCCGUUUAUUCGUCGGUUUAGCUUCCGGCUUAACUACAGCUACUUUACCUAUGUAUUUAAGUGAAAUUGCUCCUUUGACAUUACGGGGUGCUUUAGGUGUAUUCUGUGCUGUGGGUGUAACAGGUGGUGUUGUUGUUGGCCAAGUAUUUAGUUUACGGAAUAUUUUUGGUACAUCCGAUCUCUGGCACUACGCACUUAGCUUUUAUAUGGUUCUGGUUGUUAUAUGCUAUUUACCAUGCUGUUAUUUCCCUGAGAGUCCGAAAUAUUUAUACAUUGUACACGGAAAUCGUGAGCGUGCUCUACGUGAGCUAUUGCGUUUAAGAGGUAAAGACGCUCUCGUCUUAAUACAACAUGAAAUGGAGGAAAUGGAUAUGGAAAUCAGUACAAAAGUUGUGACAAGUAGUUUCUUUUCGGUAUUAAGUGAUCCCGCUCUCAUGUUGCCAUUGAUAAUUGUUUGUUGUUUCCAUGGCGGUCAGCAAUUUUCCGGCAUUAAUGCGAUAUUCUAUUACUCUGUUUCGAUUUUUGAAAAAGCUGGACUUUCUACGGCCGAUGCAGAAUGGGCUAAUUUAGGUGCUGGUUGCUUAAAUUUGGCCACUUCAUUUUUGGGUCCCGUUUUAAUGGCUAAGGUUAAUCGUCGUCCCUUAAUGAUGUUCUCUAGCGCUGUUUGCGCCUGUUUCUUGUUCACCAUUGCUUUCAUUUUAUAUUACAUCGAAGCAUUCAGUUGGUUGCCUAUGGCUUGCAUUGUUUGUGUCAUGGGUUAUAUAUUCUUUUAUCAAUUUGGGCUAGGACCGAUACCGUAUUUCAUUGGGGCCGAACUUUUCGAAGUGGCUCCAAGGUCAGUAGCCAUGUCAAUGGGUAGCUUAGCUUCUUGGUCAUGCAAUUUUGUAAUCGGUAUGGCUUUUCCUAGUCUCUCGAGAGUGUGGGGCGCUUUCGUCUUUCUGCCUUUUUCGCUUACUUGCGCGCUAUUGUUCCUUUUAACGAAAUUCUAUUUACCUGAAACUCGCGGACGCGAUCCCUCGGAAGUGGCUCCAUUGGUAGCUAAAGGCUUUCGUUCUAAAGUUACAUAAAUUUCUCAUCGAGAUUGACGGGCGAUCGUCGUCUCUGCAAUUUAAUUUAAUUGUUCGCGCACAAUGGUUGUUAUACGUGCCUCUGUUUAAUUCAAAAUUUAAUUUAAUCCGUUGUUAAACACUUUUAAAUUUAAUUAAUUUUAGAUAGUCGUAGUUAGUAAUUAAUAAUUCGUCUAAGCUUUUAUACUUGAUUAAUUUAUUAAAACGAAAAAUAAAACAAAAAAACAAAA
Molecule: messenger RNA, 2207 nt
Organism: Glossina fuscipes
Lineage: Eukaryota; Metazoa; Arthropoda; Insecta; Diptera; Glossinidae
Gene: sut1
Product: solute carrier family 2, facilitated glucose transporter member 1
Exons: 8
Coding region: 430-1977 (515 amino acids)
Biological process (GO): monosaccharide transmembrane transport
Cellular component (GO): membrane
Molecular function (GO): hexose transmembrane transporter activity
Source: RefSeq, a predicted model, not a curated record